AUGGGGGUGAGGAAAUUAAUUCAAAGUCUUUCUCGAAGAACAACAGCUGUAUGGAUAAAUGACCAAAAUGAGAAAGGUUCCAGCCUCAAGCAUAAGCCACCACAGAGGCAACGUGAUGAUAGGAUAGCUACAACCGAUGCCGACAAUCGCACCUCCAAUAAGCCUAGAUGUUUAAAAGCGACUAUAUUUCAUAAUUAUCCUUUACGAAUAUGUGUUUUGAUUGGUGCUUUCCUGAUGUUGCUAAUCGUUAAAUUUACAAUUAUAGAGUCUUUCGAGGGUGCAGAUUCUUCGCAAUGCCGAUCCAUCUACAUGUUUCCCUCAUACGGAAGGUUAAAUGGGUUUGACUUAAAGCAUACUGCCUUAGCUCAAAAAUACCAUUUAUAUUUAUACAGAGAACAGGGCCUAGAUAAAGAGCCCAUGAAAGACGGCAUGGCUCAAUUGGAUGGUAUCCCUGUGCUUUUCAUUCCCGGUAACGCAGGUAGCUUUAAGCAGGUAAGAUCCAUCGCUGCGUCGUGUUCCAGGAACUAUUUUCAGCAGAGAGAAGAUAUAAAAAAUCCUAAUACAAGAAAUUUAGAUUUCUUUGCUGCCGAUUUCAACGAAGAUUUUACUGCAUUUCAUGGUCGUACAAUGCUAGAUCAAGCAGAGUAUUUGAAUGAUGCCAUUCGCUACAUUUUAUCACUCUAUGGGCAUUCUUCAGAUUCCUCGACCCCAGCUCCAUCUUCUGUGAUAAUAAUUGGGCAUUCUAUGGGUGGAAUAGUCGCUCGAAUACUACCGACCUUGAUGAACCAUGUCGAGGGCUCUGUUCAAUCCUUAAUUACUCUUUCUUCUCCUCAUGCCGCUGCCCCAGUUACAUUCGACGGAGACAUCCUCAAGAUCUAUGCUCGAACUAAUGAUUUUUGGAGAGAGCAGAUGCAAGACAGAGAUUCCUUUUUCUCAAAAAAUAUGUCGUUGAUCUCAAUCACAGGUGGAAUUCUGGAUAUGAUGUUACCUGCUGACUAUACUGCAGUACAGGAUAUCGUUCCUUUGGAGAAUGGCUUCACGACAUAUUCUUCAACAAUUCCUAAUGUUUGGACACCGAUUGACCAUUUAGCUGUAGUUUGGUGUGAUCAGCUAAGAACAGUAGUUGCAAAACUUCUUCUGGAAACCGCCGAUUACACUGCUUCUAGCAGGUUACGAACAUUGGAAGAAAGAAUGAAAACCUCCAGAGAACUGCUUCUUUCUGGCUUUGAAAAUUAUACACAGCACGAUCUAACUAUUGUCAAUUCCUCAAUUUCUCCAGAUAAUAAAUAUGCCCACUUAUCACAGGUUGGCAGUGGAAUAAACGAUAAGAGCCCUGAAACAUCAAUUAGCGCUAUUGAGAAUCUGGAAAACGAAGAAAGAAGCUAUCAGAUAUUAUUGCCCAAAAAAGGAAGUUUGAAUCUCGCAAUAUUAGCAUCCACAGAAGGCCUUUGUAUCUCUUUCUGUAAAGCCAAAUAUCCAUUUGAUCCGAAAAACAUUGAACCAGACGACAGCGAUAGCUGCUUUCGUGGUAUUAACUACAUGAAAUAUGCCCCUGCUUCAUUCAAAACUACCGGCCAUGCCUCCGACUCUUCUGUCAAUAGCAAUAUCAAGCCUUUUCAGAUGAUGAAUAUUGGGAAUUCAACUUUGUCUCAUUAUGACUACGUGAUUGUUGAUAAGCUGCCUUAUGCGAAGUUUGAAAGCAAUGAUUUCUUCAUUAGCGAAUUAACAAUUAAUGGGAUUGAAAAAUCUAUCGAUGUUACUCCAUUGCAUAUUGCUACUAUGGGGUUGAAGCUCGAAUUGUCUGGCAAGUUGAUUGAAACGGUGAGUUUUCCCAACGUGUGGGAUUCUCUUUUGUCAUACAAAGUACGUACACACUUAAUCACAAAAGAAACAAAGGAGCUCCUGUUUCAGCCCUUCGUGAGACAAUGGAUAGAUGACCCGUUCGAAUCUAAGUGGCACGUCAAUGUAACUGAUUUUGAUUUCAACAUAAACAUGCACGGCGUGGCACCCUUUAUACCUUUGGAGGAAACGCAUGAUAAAUCUUUGAAACUCGCUGUAAUGACACCGCCUGGUGCUAAGUUGAUAUUAGAUUUUCGCAUAAACUGGGGUUUAACAAUCAAAAUGCUUUUCAUACGUUACAGACUUACCUUUUUAUCGUUGCCGGUCAGCGUUGUUUCGUUCGUGCUAGCGUUUCAAUUUUAUCGCUACCAGGAAGUACGUGUUUUCCCCAGCUUUAACAACACCUUAGCUUUUUUGUUGAAAACAAAGGGAGUAUACAUUUUCUUUGGUAUUUUAUUUCUUAGUCCAUUAGUGAAUACAAGAUUGAUACAGAAAUUACUUUAUUUUUUUGAUCCAGUACGUCUCAACAGACCAUUUUUGUUAGAUGAGCGGAAUAUGCAUACCAAUUUUUACUUCCUGGGAAUCAGGAGCUGGUUUCUCUCCGGAAUUGGUAUUUUAUUUGUGCUAAUGUCGAUAGCAUGCCUAUUCCUGGUUGCAAAAAUACACGAUAUCGCUGAGUAUUUCGUGAGGAAGACUAAACUAAAAUUCUCUUCUUCGAAGAGUGGCUCCAAGUCGCCAUUGAGAAACAGAAAGAUCUAUGAAUCUUGGAAAGCGCGAAUUUUUGCUUGCAUUAUAUUGACCUUUGCCGUACUAUUCUACAUACCAUAUCAGUUGGCUUCAGCAAUCACCUUAAUCAUUCAAGUUAUUACAUGUCUGAGGGUGCUGUCAAACGCUGAAAAUUUAAAUCCGGAAAAAUACAACAAUUUAAGAAACUACAACUUCUCCGUAUUUCUACUUCUGCUUUUUGUUGUACUUAUUGAUUCUCCGAUUAUAGUGGUGUUUCUGCAUAAUGUUGCAAUACGGUGGGAGACUCCUUUCAGAUCACAUCAUAACUUCUUAGCGAUAGCCCCGACGAUUUUCUUGGUGAAUUUCAAUUCCGGUCUCAAGAUACCUGGCUUCAGAUCCAAGAAAACAUACGAAGGAUUUGCGACCGUACUAUUGCUGCUCUAUCUCUCGAUCUUUAGUUUAAUAUAUGGUUCCAGGAAUCUUUAUUGGAUACAUCACCUUGCGAAUAUGCUGUGCGCUUGGCUUUUAUACGGUGCAUACGCAGCAAGUCUUCCUGAAGAAUGA
This is a messenger RNA of Zygotorulaspora mrakii, 3129 nucleotides long. It is a transcript of the gene BST1, whose product is annotated as Bst1p. Gene Ontology annotation, molecular function: phosphatidylinositol deacylase activity. The record is from RefSeq and is a predicted model, not a curated record. Gene Ontology annotation, biological process: GPI anchor metabolic process; endoplasmic reticulum to Golgi vesicle-mediated transport. Gene Ontology annotation, cellular component: endoplasmic reticulum. NCBI's taxonomy places the organism in Eukaryota, Fungi, Ascomycota, Saccharomycetes, Saccharomycetales, Saccharomycetaceae. The coding region runs from base 1 to 3129 and encodes 1042 amino acids. The transcript has a single exon.